Molecule: messenger RNA, 3048 nt
Organism: Aphidius gifuensis
Lineage: Eukaryota; Metazoa; Arthropoda; Insecta; Hymenoptera; Braconidae
Gene: CkIIalpha
Product: casein kinase II subunit alpha
Exons: 9
Coding region: 466-1518 (350 amino acids)
Biological process (GO): protein phosphorylation
Cellular component (GO): nucleus; protein kinase CK2 complex; cytosol
Molecular function (GO): protein serine/threonine kinase activity; ATP binding
Source: RefSeq, a predicted model, not a curated record
AAAAACUUGGGGUUUGUUUUCAUAAAUAUGUGGCGGUUCACCGGCUUCCAUCUUGGAUUGUGUUCGUUUUGAGAAGCCGGGUGCUCGCAAAUAAUUCGAGUUACGUGGGCAUCGGGCGUUAUUAUAAUUCAUCAACAAUUUAAUCGAUUUAUUAUUCAUAUAUAUCAUAAUUAAAAUAUAAAUAUUUUACAUCAACAUAGGUGUAAGAUAUUGUUUAGAUUAUUACUGGAUUAUUGUUGGUGCUACUUGAUACUUUCUUGAGAAAAAAAAAAAAAAAAAAAAAAAAAAGAAACUUGGCUAGAUCUUUCAUGAUCAGAAUUUAUAAAUCAUCUCCAUGUUAAUCAUCGGGUGAUUGGAUAUGCUCAUUUAUACAAUCAAAAGUUUCCAGUGAUUUGUAGAAAAAAAUUGAUAAAUUGUUUAUUAAAUAAUAAUAACAAUUAUAGUACUGAAAUAACUGAUAUAAAUAUGGCAUUACCAAGCAGAGCACGCGUUUAUGCCGACGUAAAUUCACAUAAACCAAGAGAUUAUUGGGAUUAUGAGUCUUAUGUAGUGGAUUGGGGACAACAAGAUGACUACCAAUUAGUAAGGAAAUUGGGACGAGGUAAAUACAGUGAAGUUUUUGAAGCAAUCAAUGUUACAAAUAAUGAAAAAUGUGUUGUUAAAAUACUCAAGCCAGUAAAAAAGAAGAAAAUAAAACGUGAAAUAAAAAUUUUGGAAAAUCUCAGAGGUGGAACCAAUAUUAUUACAUUGCAAGCUGUUGUUAAAGAUCCAGUAUCACGAACACCAGCAUUGAUUUUUGAACAUGUUAAUAACACAGAUUUCAAACAGCUAUAUCAAACUUUAACAGAUUAUGAUAUUAGAUAUUAUCUUUAUGAAUUAUUGAAGGCUUUGGACUACUGCCACAGCAUGGGUAUUAUGCACAGAGAUGUGAAGCCUCACAAUGUCAUGAUUGACCAUGAAAAUCGUAAAUUACGUUUGAUUGACUGGGGCUUAGCUGAAUUUUAUCAUCCAGGCCAAGAAUAUAAUGUUCGUGUUGCAUCAAGAUAUUUCAAAGGUCCUGAAUUGCUUGUUGACUAUCAGAUGUAUGAUUAUUCAUUGGACAUGUGGUCAUUGGGUUGCAUGCUUGCAAGUAUGAUAUUUAGAAAAGAACCAUUUUUCCAUGGUCAUGAUAAUUAUGAUCAAUUGGUGAGAAUUGCAAAGGUAUUGGGAACUGAAGAAUUAUUUGAAUACCUUGAUAAAUAUCAUAUUGAACUUGAUCCAAGAUUUGGUGAUAUAUUGGGACGUCAUUCACGUAAACGUUGGGAACGUUUUGUACACUCGGAAAAUCAACAUCUUGUUUCACCAGAAAGUCUUGAUUUUCUUGACAAGCUAUUGCGCUAUGACCAUUAUGAAAGAUUAACUGCACGAGAAGCUAUGGAUCAUCCAUACUUUUAUCCAAUAGUGAAAGACCAAGGUCGAAUGGCAAUGGUAUCUUCAUCACCUACUCCAAUGGCAGGCUCAAUGCCUGUUGGUGAGUAGCAACUCAAGUGCCCAUAGCGAGGCAGUGAACUUGUCACUAGCUUCUGGAUCGGUUGGCCAAAAAUAAGCAAGUGGAGUAGCAGCCGGCAUGGGCCUCUUAGAUGAACAUUAUUCAAUUAAGCCGAUACCAGAGCUCUCAUUAAUUCAAUAUUAGUCAAAGACAAAAUAAAAUUAUUAAAAUAAAUCAACAAACACACAUUAAAUAUAAAAAAAAAAAAAAAUCAUAAUAACUUACGAUAUUAUAUUUAAAAAACCAACAUCAACAGUAUAAACUACAUAAACAAGACUACAUUGGACAUCAUCAUUAUCAUCUUUUUUUUUUUUUACCAGUACACUACGUAUACAAUUACAUCAAUAUCAUUAAAAAGAAAAAAAAAACAAACAAACAAAAAUACUUUUAAUCCUAACGGCAUUCCGGUUUAUAAAAUUUCGACGAAUACGAUCUUUUAAUUAAGACUGAUGUACAACUUCGUCAAUUUAUUAAUUUUUUUUUUAAAAAAACUUUUUUUUUCUCUUCUCUUUUCGGGCAUUUAAAAAAUUGUAAGUACUUAGACAUUUGGAUAAUAUUUAUAAACCUAUGUAAUUUUAAAGUGUGAAAAUAUUUAAAAAAUUUUAUUUUUUUUUUUUUUUCGAUAUAUUUUGUUCUUUUUUCUGGUUAAUAGUUUUUUUUUUUUUUUUUUUCCAAAAUACUGGGUAAAAAAAGAAAAUAUCGUGCGAGUUAAUUUAACAAUCGCGCAUUGAAGAUUCUAUAAUUAAUUGUCUAGAUCGUGAAUUUGAUACCAAUGUUCCUGCAUCUGUUGUUUACAAUUGAUAAUAACGCUGUUUUUAUUUUCUAUACGAUUGUAGUUGAUAAUACAAUUUCGUUAUUAAGAUGUUUCGAGAGUCUACGGAAUUAUAAUAUAGUUCUUUAUUGUUUAAUUAUAGUUUUUUUUUUUUUUUUUUAAUUUAAUUUUUUUUUUUUAUACAAACAAAACUAGAUGAAGUUUGAUGAAUUAAUUUGCCUGAAAAUAAAUAAUUUAAAAUAAAAAAAAUAUCAUAUUACAAAUAGAUUUUAAAACAUUUAAAUAUAAUUAUAAAAUUUACCUGAAAUAAAAGAUGAGAGUUUUUUUUAAAUUAAUUAUAUUGAAUUAUUUUUCCAACAUUUCGUAGUAACAAAAUUAUUUCAUCAUAUAAUGGAAUAAUUUUUUUAAUUUUUUACAACAUAUAAUAAACGAAUUGUUAAUGAAAAAAUAAUCAAAUUAAAAAAAGGCUUGAUUUAUAAUUUAGGCAGAUAAAAUUUUAUCAAACAUCAAUGUUGCAUUUUAAAUAAAUUAAUUUUGUAAAACUCGAAACAUUUUAAGUUGACCAAUAAAAUCGAACCGAAGCAAGUAUGCAAAAAUAAAUAAAUAUUUAAUUUAGAAAUAAAAAACAAAUUAAACAAUGUAACAGUUAAAAGUAUGAGAAUGAAGGAGCGAAAGGAUACAAAAAAUUAAAUUAAUAAAAAAAAAAAAAAUAAUAAUUUAAAAAAUUGCAUUCACUUCUAUCUGUAAA